Messenger RNA from Oryzias latipes (Japanese medaka), 2738 nucleotides. It is a transcript of the gene dnajc7, whose product is annotated as DnaJ (Hsp40) homolog, subfamily C, member 7. Gene Ontology annotation, molecular function: protein binding. The record is from RefSeq and is a predicted model, not a curated record. Lineage: Eukaryota; Metazoa; Chordata; Actinopteri; Beloniformes; Adrianichthyidae.
UAAGAACUGCAGUCCGAGGCCCCGCCCACCCUCAGUCACGGCAAAAUGGCGACGGAAAACUGUGAUGCUGUGAACACGGAGCCUGACAUGGAACUGCUUAGCGACGAGGAACUGGAAAGAGAAGCGGAGGGCUUCAAAGAGCAAGGCAAUGCUUUUUAUGUGAAAAAGGAUUAUGCUGAGGCUUUCAACUAUUACACCAAGGCUAUUGAUAUGUGUCCAAGAAAUCCAAGUUACUAUGGAAACCGGGCGGCAACACUAAUGAUGCUGUGUCGGUACAGAGAGGCUUUAGAGGACGCUCAGCAAGCGGUGCGGCUAGACGGCAACUUUGUCAAGGGGCAUCUGCGGGAGGGCAAAUGCCACCUGUCCCUGGGCAAUGCGAUGGCUGCCCGACGUUGUUUCCAGAAGGUUUUAGAGCUGGAGCUGGAAAACGGUCAGGCCCAGCAGGAGGUGAAGAAUGCUGAAUCCAUUCUGGAGUAUGAGAGAAUGGCAGAAAUUGGUUUUGAGAAAAGAGACUUCAGAAUGGUUGUCUUUUGCAUGGAUCGUGCCUUAGAGUCAGCCCCAGCUUGUCACAAGUUCAAGAUACUGAAAGCCGAGUGUUUAGCCCUGCUGGGACGAUACCCAGAGGCCCAGUCAGUGGCCAGUGACAUUCUGCGAAUGGACUCCACGAAUGCAGACGCUCUGUAUGUGCGUGGCCUUUGCCUGUACUAUGAGGACUGCAUCGAUAAAGCCGUCCAGUUCUUCGUCCAGGCCCUGCGCAUGGCUCCCGAUCACGAUAAAGCUCGCCUAGCAUGCAGAGAUGCCAAAGCACUAAAAGCCAAGAAGGAGGAAGGGAACAAGGCGUUUAAAGAUGGAAACUUUGAAGCAGCCUAUGAGCUUUACUCUGAGGCAUUAACAAUAGACCCCAACAACAUCAAGACUAACGCAAAGCUGUACUGUAACAGAGCCACUGUGGGAUCUAAGCUGAAGAAACUAGAUCAGGCCAUUGAAGACUGCACAAAGGCCAUCAAACUGGAUGAGACCUACAUCAAGGCCUAUUUAAGGAGAGCACAGUGCUACAUGGACACAGAGCUGUAUGAAGAGGCAGUGAGAGACUACGAGAAGGUUUACCAGACAGAAAAGACAAAAGAACACAAGCAUCUUUUGAAAACUGCUCAGCUGGAGUUGAAGAAGAGCAAGCGGAAAGAUUACUACAAAAUACUCGGCGUGGAAAAGAACGCCACAGAGGAUGAGAUCAAAAAAGCCUACCGCAAACGGGCGCUGUUACACCACCCAGAUCGCCACAGCGGAGCCAGCCCAGAGCUGCAAAAGGAAGAGGAGAAAAAGUUUAAAGAAGUGGGGGAGGCUUUCAGCGUGCUUUCCGACCCUAAGAAGAAAUCUCGCUACGACAGCGGGCAGGAUCUUGAGGAUGACGGCAUGAACAUGGGAGAUUUUGACGCUAACAACAUUUUCAAGGCUUUUUUUGGAGGCCCAGGAGGUUUUAGUUUUGAAGCAUCUGGACCUGGAAAUUUCUUCUUCCAGUUUGGUUAAUUGGAGAACACGUCAACCUAUAUCUUUACUGAAUCAGGACUUUUCGGCAGUGUCGACCCAUCAGCUCCACAUCGGUUUUGACUUACUGACUGCUCUCCAGAUUCCCGUCUAUGCCAUCCGCUGAAUGCAACCCAGCGACCACAUGCAGCCAUUGAUUUAUAGCCCGUUCCAGCAACGGCAUCAGUGGGUUAUGAGCGUUGCUGGUUUCGGAUUCAGCGUUCCCCGUUCCAGAACCACUUGGAAAAUCAGUGGUGGCUAGAAAGCACUGGCCCAAACCUCACCUCUGGAUUUCUAUGAUGAAGGAGAGGUCCUGCAGCUAUUUUAUCCCAGCUUUUACAGAUCCGUUCAAAAGUGCCAUCUUAGGGAAACUCUUUGAGAUGUGACUGCAAAUUUAGAAAGCUUUUAUUUUGCAGAGUGUUCUGCGCGUGAAAGGUAGACACUUGAUCGAUGCUUUCUGAAAAAGAAAUCAUGGAUCUUGUAGGCGUCUGUCACACAUCCAGUGGGGGCUUUGAAUUUGAAUGAGAACUGCCUCUAUAGCCUAUAGGAUCGCUGGAUUCUGUUUGAAUUCAGAGAACAGCUGGACCUCUAGGACCCCCCCCCCCCCCCCCACACACACACACACACACACACAAAAAGCACAGCCACUACACACUAUGACGAUGGAAACAUCUGCGCCAGCGUUGAUGCCAGCAAAGUCCUCCACUAGUUUUUUCUUUGUUGCCAUUCACUAAUUGCUGCAAUGUACAUGUUGCUGGAAUGUAAAGUGUUGAGUUGUAAUGUCAGGUAAUCCUUUCUUUUUUUCACUUUUUAUUUUUUAUUUUCUUAUGUAUAUUUAUUGUCAUUUUGAUUUCUGAUCAACAAAAGGCAUCGGAUACACGCACUCCUCUGCUGCAUAAGAAGCUUCAAAAACGCCAUUUAUUUCUGCUUGAAAACAAAGCAACACAGUUGUGCUAAAGUGGGUGAUGCUGCCUGACUGUGAUGAUGCCAUCAAUGGGAUUUGACAAAGUGGUUCAAUAAUGUGAGGUUUUUUUUUUAAGCUGCUGUCUCUGAAAUUUUGGCCCAGUGGUUACUGUAACCAUAAAAUAUUACCUCUUGUUGAAGAAAUGAAGAGUGUCCUUAUCUUUACUUAGGUUUUGCCCUCUCUGGUGAAACAACCAAAUCCUCACCUGUGAAUAAAACCAGCUGUGUCAAUAAAGUUGGCCUUCUCCGGG